Molecule: messenger RNA, 3567 nt
Organism: Arctia plantaginis
Lineage: Eukaryota; Metazoa; Arthropoda; Insecta; Lepidoptera; Erebidae
Source: the annotation of a GenBank genome assembly
AUGUCGGUACUCGCCGCUCAUGCUUGUAUCUCCGAAAGGGGUAGUCAGAAGCGAAAGAAACGACAACAUUUUGACUACUAUACCUUCAGUUCCACUGACGAAAUAAAGGGCACGUCUAUUGUUGUCAACUGGGCACCUUGGGGAACUCCGGAGCUUCUCACAGACACGAAAGCCUCGGAAUGGGAUUUGUCCCAUGAUAUAGACGUAAACUAUCUCCAGAACACCCCAAGACUUACAAGAGAAGAAAAAAACGAUAUCGAAGUACUAUAUAAGAAUAAAUAUGUACCAUUAAACAAAGUAGGAGAGUUUAACUUCACUCUGGGACUUGGUGAAGAAGAAAUAGUAGAGACAGACAACUCUAUCGAUAGAUUUAAGAGGAACAUUCCAGAUAGUAUAACAUUUGCAUUAGAAACUUCUACAGACUCCUACAGAACUGUUACUAAAAGUGUAGAAAGUGCCUCCGCAGAGACGGAGCGCCAGGAGAUCAGUAGAAGAACUCGACAAGUGACACGUGAAAUGGAUUUCACCAGUGUGAGAGCUGAUCCCAUAAUUGUAAGUGUAGAAGGACUUCGGAUAGAAGAGUCAGAAAAGGACCCCAAGAUUACUGAAAGUGGUGUUCCCAGCAUCUUGGCUGAUACCAAAGUAACUUUAAGGUUAUUCGGUAGCGGUCUAACAUCUAGAACAGUGAUAGCUUUCACACAUGAGCUGCAGGAUGCUGGUCAACCGUGCAAGUUCCUGGUCAGAGGAGAAUACAUGGUAAAACAAGGAUCUCUAGAAAGAAGAACAGCUUUAUUCGACAUCAUCGCACCAGCACCAGGUCUUGACGGCAAACUUUAUGUAUGUGCCAAAAACUUAAAAGCCGGGAUCGAUGACCCAUUUAAUGACGAAGAAAAAUACAUACAUCAAGGCACAGAGACAUAUAAAAUGCUGGAGUCCCAUAAAAAAUUGCUACCUCUUUGGGCCACAAUGAUUUUAAUAUUAACAUGUCUGACAUUUUCCGCCUUAUUCUCCGGUCUGAACUUAGGUUUGAUGUCAUUAGACCGCACUGAGUUGAAAAUUAUAUCAAAUACAGGAACAGAGAAAGAAAGGAAGUACGCCAGAGCAAUCAUGCCGGUUAGAGAUCACGGGAAUUACUUGUUAUGUAGUAUUCUUCUUGGCAAUGUGGCUGUGAACUCAACUUUUACGAUUCUUCUCGACGAGUUAACUUCUGGACUGUUCGCGGUGAUAUUUUCGACUUUGGCGAUCGUGUUGCUUGGUGAGAUUACGCCGCAAGCGAUUUGUUCGCGACAUGGUCUGAUGGUAGGAGCCAAGAGUAUUAUGGUGACAAAGGCUGUGAUGGCAUUGACGGCACCUCUAGCGUUCCCAGUCAGUAAACUCCUGGAUUAUUUCCUGGGAGAAGAGAUUGGCAGCGUUUAUAAUAGAGAAAGACUUAAGGAGCUCGUAAAGGAAAUCAAAAUGAUCCUGCUCCAGGUUACGACAGACGUCAACGACCUGGACAAAGAUGAGGUGAACAUCAUAUCUGGUGCUCUAGAACUUCGCAAGAAGACUGUGUCAGACGUGAUGACCAAGUUGGAGGAUGUGUUCAUGCUGCCCAUCAGCUCGGUGCUGGAUUUUGAGACUAUGUCGGAAAUUAUAAAAUCUGGUUAUUCCCGAAUCCCAGUAUACGAAGGCAGCCGUACCAACAUUGUCACGGUCCUGUUCAUCAAGGAUCUGGCGUUCGUAGACCCUGACGACAACACACCACUUCGCACCCUCUGCCAAUAUUAUCAGAACCCUUGCAAUUUUGUUUUCGAAGAUGUCACCCUGGAUGUCAUAUUUAAGCAGUUUAAAGAGGGUCACAAAGGACACAUGGCGUUCGUUCACCGCAUAAACAACGAAGGUGAAGGCGAUCCCUUCUACGAGACCAUCGGCCUGGUCACGCUGGAGGACGUCAUCGAGGAACUGAUACAAGCUGAGAUCGUGGACGAAACCGACGUAUUUUUGGACAACCGGUCUAAGCGUCGUCGCUACAAGCCACAGAACAAGCUGCAGGACUUCACUGCGUUCGCUGAACGUCACGAGAACCAAAGGAUACAUAUAUCGCCACAACUCACGCUUGCCACUUUCCAGUUUUUAAGUACAAGUGUUGAUGCCUUCAAACCCGACACGGUCUCGGAAACCGUACUCAGGCGUCUUCUCAAGCAAGACGUCAUCCAACAUAUAAAACUGAAAGGGAAGACCAAAAAAGAUCCUAGCACUUACGUAUUCCAACAAGGGAAGCCGGUGGACUACUUCGUAUUGAUCCUCGAAGGUCGUGUGGAGGUGACGGUGGGGCGAGAGAACCUGGUCUUCGAAGCUGGACCCUUCACUUACUUCGGAGUGCAGGCACUCACGCAGAACGUCGGUGUCGCUGAGUCUCCGACGCCAUCAGCGAUGGGUUCCCUCCAGAACAUAAACAUGGACGCGAUGCUGCGACACACGUUCGUGCCAGACUACUCCGUCAGAGCCAUCGCGGAGUUAUUCUACUUGACUGUCAAACGAUCUCUCUACCUAGCCGCAAAGCGAGCCACACUUAUGGAGAAAGGGGCGCUGUCUAAAGGCGCUACAAACGAACAGUUUGAUACUGAAGUAGAUAAGCGUCCUUCAAGAUUGAAUAUAAUCGAGCUAAUGCAAAUAUCACGAAACUAUGAGUCGUCAGAGAGAUUGGACGUAUUGUCGGACAAGCAUUCGUCGAAGCCGUCCAAUUGUGACCGGUAUUGGUCACGUCCGGACAAUACUAGAGCUAAACUGGGUAUUACAACAAAAUCCUAUAACGACAUGACAAGAACCGGUCCAUCCAAAUCUUACGCCAACGCAUGUGACUCAGCCAAGUAUUGGGUGAAUUAUGAGCUCAAGGGUAAAUAUAAUAGUGAUGCGACCAAACACAUACAAGAUAUCGAUGCCAAUGAUUGCGAUGAAUGUAUCAGAAAUAACUUCUGGAUUAACAGUACUUUGUUGACGAAGAGUGCUGAUGAUGCGAAACUGAACGAACCCGAUCACAACAAACGCAAGAAAACCACCUUCCACACCGACUCUUCCUUACUCACCUUCCAUAACCUGUCUCCAAACGACCAGGACCAAGACAUAGACCUUUCUAACAUAGAGGAUGAAUAUAAGUCCCUAGAUUCGGAACGCCACCGAUAUGAGAGGUUCCUAGCCUUCGAAAGAGAUGAGAACAGAGAGACAGAGAGAUUGGAUUUAGAAAAAAGAAGAAUUGAAACCGAGGAACUGAUGCUGGUCCAGCUCUCUAAGAUCAUUGCUAUGAGUCCAGAUAGGGCUCCUAAACACGAAGUAGAAGGGUUCCUUUGGGUGAAGGAAUCUUUGGAACUUACAGUAGGAUCUGAAAAAAAUCAGCUACUGAUACAAGCACCAUUAUUUCAGUCUGUAGACGAGGAUACGAGCAUCAGCGGUGACCAUAAAACUCCUUCCAGACAGGUCUCUCCUCAUCCUCCAGUCUCCGCGUCGCCGUACACUCGCUCCUCAUUCUCCAGGACGGAGCGGAAUGGAGAUCUAUUCAGAGCUGAUGAACAAGAGAAGUUGUUAAAAUAA